CGCUGCUGAAACUCUAGUCAAGUGGGGAGAUAAGGUUACUGCCUUCGGUAACACACUCCGCUGCCCGAGCCUGGCGAGGUUGUCUCCGCAGAGUCUUUGGAUGUGGACGUAGUAAACAUGGGCUGGAAAGACAGGCGCUGAGCGAGGAGGACAGGAUGGAUGCCGAAUGCUGAAAUGUUAUCUUUGAAAGAGGUGCCGUGGAGCAGGGCAUCGCUGAGUGUCCGGAAGAUGUCAACCGCCCGCGCCCACUAGCAUGCCCGGAUGGUUCAAGACGGCGUGGUACGGGCUGGCCUCUCUUCUCAGCUUCUCCUCCUUCCUCCUCCUCAUCGUUGCCCUGGCCGUGCCCCACUGGCUGAGUGGGAAAAUCCUCUGUCAGACGGGCGUGGACCUGGUCAAUGCCACGGAUCCAGAGCUGGUCAAGUUCCUCGGGGACAUUUACUACGGGCUCUUCAGGGGGUGCAAGGUACGGCAGUGCGGGCUCGGGGGCCGCCAGUCCCGCUUCACAAUCUUCCCACACUUGGUGAAGGAGAUCAAUGCCAGCCUUCAUGUGACAAUUUUGCUGCUCCUCUUCCUGGCCUUGGCACUGGCUCUGGUCAGCAUGGGCUUUGCCAUCCUCAACAUGGUCCAGGUCCCUUAUCGGGCAGUCAAUGGCCCCGGGGGCAUCUGCCUGUGGAACAUCCUAGCAGGUGGAGCCGUGGCAUUAGCCAUCGCCAGCUUCAUGGCCGCGGUGAAAUUUCACGACCUGACAGAUCGGAUCGCCAACUUCCGGGAGCAGCUCUUCCAGUUCGUCGUGGUGGAGGAGCACUAUGAAGAGUCCUUUUGGAUCUGCGUGGCCAGUGCUUCGGCCCACGCAGCCAACCUGGUUGUGGUGGCGAUCAGUCAGAUUCCUCUCCCGGAGAUCAAGGCCAAAAUUGAAGAGGCCACGGUCACAGCCGAGGACAUCCUGUACUGAUCACCUCCUCAGGCCCAUGCCCUGUCCUGAACCCGCUCUGUAGUGUAAAUGGGAACCUCACUUCUUUGCAGCCUUCUUACUUUCUGUCCUUGCAGUAAGAAGAAGGGUGAAAAAGAAGGGUGUGGAAGGACCCAGAAGCUGGCUGGACUGGCGAGGACAAGCCUCCCCAGAGUCCCCAGCAUAACUGCAUCCUUCUCUCAUGACCUUGAGGUUGGAGCUUCCUGUGUGUGACAGUGGACAAUCACUUCAUGUCUACUUGUUGGUUUUCCCUCUGUAAGACGGGGAGAAGUACAACUUGUGAGGUUUAAGUAAGUGAUAAUGUAGGAAUGUUCUAUAAGUAUAAAGUAUUCUCUAGUAGGUGUGAUGGAAAU
Molecule: messenger RNA, 1323 nt
Organism: Octodon degus (degu)
Lineage: Eukaryota; Metazoa; Chordata; Mammalia; Rodentia; Octodontidae
Gene: Clrn2
Product: clarin 2
Exons: 3
Coding region: 254-952 (232 amino acids)
Source: RefSeq, a predicted model, not a curated record